UAGUUGUAUACAUAUAUUAAUAUUAAUUAAUUUAAAAAUCUAUAUAUUGUAUGCAGACAUAACUAUUCUCAAUCCAUGUAAAAAGAUGUAACUAGUAUGUGCCAUAACCAUUAUACUUGUAUAAUUAUUAACGUAGCUUUACGACUUUUGAAUCUAAAUCACCAAAUAUGAUUUGAAUUGUAGAGCUUGUGUAAAACUUAUAAACAUCAAGGAUUUUACACAUUCAAGCCUUGUAUACAGCUAUUUCAAAUAAAGCCUAGCAAAGUUUUUGAUACAUGCUGUAUAACAAGCUUAGAAUGUAUUAGAGAUCAUAUUGUAUGUACACAGUAAAUAAUGUAAGAAAAUAACCCUGAAAAAGGUGCAGACAAAGUUUAGAAACAUUAUAAUAUUUUUGUGACCUUUGUGGCUUGAUAUGGAACAUUUUAAAAAUAGCUGUAUAAAAGGUUUAGAACAAUGAAAGUGUGUACAUAAACCCCUGCCCCAAAUAUAUUUUAUAAUUACUUGUCAAUAAAAUACUCAUGCCUCCCCAUUUCUUCCAUUUAGCAUUUGGUUUUGGAAAGAAUAUCUGCGUCACUUCAGUUUAACAACUGAGAGCAUUGCAAUUGUGUAUUUGUGCCAGCAAUGUAAAAAUGUUACAUUACGAUAAAGUAAAUGUAGAUGUAGUCAUAUAUUAGCACAAUUAUAUAGUUCUUUUAUUGAAGUUGUGUUUAGAUUACAACGGGUAGUGUAGAUAUGAAUUUCAAUGUGAAAGAAAGAAGUGAACGUUUCAUACGUCAGCUUGUGUCUUUAUAUGCUAGGUUAUACAGCACUUAAGACAGUGUUUGGAUCAUAAUGAUAUUUUAUAGUUAUUUAGUAUUGCUACUAAAACCAAAUAAUGAAGGUGAAAGAUCAAAGCAGUUUUAUACCCUUUUAAGAUAAUAUUAUCUAAAAAACUUUUUUUAAAGUUAGGGAUGUUAUAAGAUUACUGUAAGAUGUAAUUAAGCAUUAUUUUUUUCCAAAACAAGAGAACAGAUACUACCCCAGUGGUCGAUUACUGACCUCUAAGAAUUUUUGUUAAGGUCAUCUCUACUAAUACAAUGGCAGGAUAACAGUACUUUUGAAGGCUGUCCUUGAUAGGCUCUCCAUCAAGACCGAGCAAGGGUGGCAAGACACCUGAUCCAGCAUUGCUGAAGCAAGUCAGAACGUAUAAGGAUGUUAUGCAAGAACAGGACCUUCGACGUGAUCAGGCCCAAAUAGUAAAACAGAUUCAGGAUAAGUCCAAGGCAGGGGAGCUACAAGUAACACAGGCAGCACCUUCUAAACAAGAAAGGAAACGUCGUAGAUGGGACCAGCAAGCACAGGGCGAUGAGGCACCUGCAAAGAAAAAGUCAGCCUGGGACCAAGCAGAUAUAUCAACACCAUCAGCCAGUCGCUGGGAUGACACUCCAGGAAGACCCAAGGGAUCUGAAACCCCAGGGGUAACCCCUCAUAGACCAGGGUCAGAAACCCCAGGUGCCACACCCAGUACCAGAAUAUGGGAAGCCACUCCAAGUCAUACAACCCCUGGUCAUGCCACUCCAGGACAUGCUACACCCGGUAGUACAACACCAGGCAUGGCAUCCGCACGCAGGAACCGCUGGGAUGAAACUCCAAAGACAGAAAGAGGAGAAACUCCUGGUCAUUCUACACCUGGUUGGGCAGAGACACCAAGGACAGACAGGACUGGGGCUGAGACACCUGGAGCAACCCCUACACCAGCCAGUAAAAGACGUUCAAGAUGGGAUGAAACUCCUGCUAGUCAAAUGGGUGGUACCACUCCUAUGAUUGGUAGCAGUGGGGUGACGCCAGCUGGGGCUGCUGCCAUGCAAAUGCAGACGCCCACACCAGGUCAGCUGGUAUCCAUGACUCCAGAACAGAUGCAAGCUUACAGAUGGGAGAGAGAAAUUGAUGAAAGAAAUAGACCCUUGUCAGAUGAAGAGCUUGAUACUCUCUUCCCAAAAGAUGGAUACAAGAUUUUAGAUCCUCCCCCAGGAUAUCAGCCAAUUAGAACCCCUGGCCGAAAGCUGACAGCCACACCGACUCCUGCAGGGGGAACAGGCUUUUACAUGCAGCAAGAAGAUCGUUCUGCUAAAGUUGUGGAAGAUCAACCUCCAGGGAAUCUUCCAUACCUCAAGCCAGAUGAUGUCCAAUACUUUGACAAACUGUUGGUUGAUGUGGAUGAGAGCACAUUAGGUCCAGAGGAACUCAAAGAAAGAAAGAUCAUGAAGUUAUUGUUAAAGAUAAAAAACGGCACUCCACCUAUGAGAAAAGCUGCCCUAAGACAAAUAACUGACAAGGCUCGAGAAUUUGGGGCUGGUCCUUUGUUCAAUCAGAUUCUACCUUUACUGAUGUCACCUACACUGGAAGAUCAGGAACGUCACUUGCUCGUCAAGGUCAUUGAUCGUAUUUUAUACAAGCUGGACGAUUUAGUCAGACCUUUUGUACAUAAGAUUCUUGUGGUUAUUGAACCAUUAUUGAUUGAUGAAGAUUACUAUGCAAGAGUUGAAGGCAGAGAAAUCAUCUCUAACUUAGCCAAGGCAGCAGGUCUGGCUACUAUGAUCUCCACAAUGAGACCUGAUAUUGACAAUAUUGAUGAGUAUGUCCGUAACACUACAGCUAGGGCUUUUGCUGUUGUAGCAUCUGCUUUGGGUAUUCCAUCAUUGUUGCCAUUCUUGAAGGCUGUGUGCCGUAGCAAGAAGUCAUGGCAAGCAAGACAUACUGGCAUCAAAAUUGUCCAGCAGAUUGCCAUUCUUAUGGGCUGUGCCAUUUUACCUCAUCUUAGAAACCUUGUGGAGAUUAUUGAACAUGGUCUCGUUGAUGAACAGCAAAAAGUAAGAACAAUUACUGCUCUUGCUUUGGCAGCUUUGGCUGAAGCUGCUACCCCAUAUGGUAUUGAGUCAUUUGAUAGUGUACUGAAGCCUCUAUGGAAAGGUAUCAGGCAGCACAGAGGAAAGGGUCUAGCUGCUUUCUUAAAAGCCAUUGGUUACCUGAUCCCUCUCAUGGAUCCAGAGUAUGCUAACUACUAUACCCGUGAAGUGAUGAUCAUCCUCAUUCGUGAGUUUCAAAGUCCAGAUGAGGAGAUGAAAAAGAUUGUACUUAAGGUGGUGAAACAGUGUUGUGCAACAGAUGGUGUUGAACCAUCCUACAUCAAACAAGAUAUCCUGCCUGACUUCUUCAAGCACUUUUGGCAGCACAGAAUGGCUUUGGAUAGGAGAAAUUAUCGACAGCUUGUUGACACCACUGUGGAGCUGGCAAACAAAGUUGGACCAUCUGAAAUCAUUAACCGCAUUGUGGAUGAUCUGAAAGAUGAAAAUGAACAAUACAGAAAGAUGGUCAUGGAAACUAUUGAAAAGAUCAUGGGUAAUCUUGGAUCAGCUGACAUUGACUCAAGACUUGAGGAACAGUUGAUUGAUGGUAUACUCUAUGCAUUCCAGGAACAGACUCAGGAGGAUAUUGUCAUGUUGAAUGGUUUUGGCACAGUAGUAAAUGCCUUGAGCAAAAGAGUAAAACCCUACUUGCCUCAGAUCUGUGGUACUAUUCUAUGGCGUUUAAACAACAAGUCAGCUAAGGUCAGACAGCAGGCUGCAGACUUGAUUUCCAGGAUUGCUCAGGUCAUGAUGACAUGCGGAGAGGAAAAACUGUUAGGCCAUCUUGGUGUUGUAUUGUAUGAAUACCUUGGUGAAGAGUACCCUGAAGUAUUGGGCAGUAUUUUGGGAGCCCUCAAGGCCGUGGUGAAUGUGAUUGGUAUGAACAAGAUGACUCCACCAAUCAAAGAUCUGUUGCCAAGACUCACGCCCAUCCUCAAAAACAGACAUGAGAAGGUCCAAGAAAACUGCAUUGAUCUGGUUGGUCGUAUAGCAGAUCGUGGUGCCGAGCAUGUGGGUGCUAGAGAAUGGAUGAGAAUCUGUUUUGAACUGCUGGAGUUACUCAAGGCACACAAAAAGGCUAUAAGAAGAGCAACAGUCAAUACCUUUGGUUAUAUUGCAAAGGCCAUUGGACCUCAGGAUGUACUUGCUACUUUGCUUAACAAUCUCAAAGUACAAGAGCGACAGAAUCGUGUCUGUACAACUGUAGCUAUCGCUAUCGUAGCAGAGACCUGUUCUCCAUUCACUGUACUGCCAGCCUUAAUGAACGAAUAUCGGGUUCCAGAGCUCAAUGUACAGAACGGUGUUCUCAAGUCAUUGUCGUUCCUGUUUGAAUAUAUCGGAGAAAUGGGAAAAGAUUACAUCUAUGCUGUGACGACGUUAUUAGAAGAUGCCCUUAUGGAUAGGGAUCUUGUUCAUCGUCAGACAGCAUGUUCAGCCAUCAAACACAUGUCUUUAGGUGUGUUUGGUCUGGGCUGUGAAGACGCUCUGUGUCAUCUUAUGAAUUACAUCUGGCCAAAUAUCUUCGAGACGUCUCCUCACGUCAUCAACGCUGUUAUGGAGGCAGUAGAUGGACUACGAGUUGCUCUCGGGCCAGCCAAAACCUUACAAUACUGCAUGCAGGGUCUAUUCCAUCCGGCAAGAAAAGUCCGUGAUGUGUACUGGAAAAUAUAUAAUAAUCUCUACAUUGGAUCACAGGAUGCACUGGUCGCUGCCUAUCCAACUGGACAGAAUGAAGAAAAGAACAACUUCGUUCGCUCAGAGCUUAUGUACUUUAUCUGAGUCUAUUUAUUGACCCACAAAUUACAGCAAAACUUGUAAAUCGAUUAAUACUUUGUAGUUUAUCAUAUAAUGGGAUAUGAAAUAACUCCCCGGAUAUAUAGUAUCCCAAUGUCAUGUUAUAUCGAUAAUCGAUACUUCGUAGACUAAACCAACGCCUUCAUUAUUAGUCCUUUAUAGGCUGUAUCGGUCUCUGCGCACCUUCUUCAAGUUAUAGAGAGAUUGAUUGGGUUUUAAUACGUUUCACUCAUCUAGCUUACAUCAGCUCUCACAAAUGAUAGUUUUAAUCUAUAAUGACUAUGCCUUAUACGUAUGUAAUAAAUAAAGGCACUUGGCGAGUGUUUGUAUAAAAUAAAGAGGAAAAUCAUGGCCAAGUCUUAAUACAUAAUUAUGUAUUUCUGCUGAGCGUAGAAAAAAAAACCUUUGUAAAGUUGAACGAAAUAAAAAUUCUUUUCCCA
Molecule: messenger RNA, 5119 nt
Organism: Actinia tenebrosa (Australian red waratah sea anemone)
Lineage: Eukaryota; Metazoa; Cnidaria; Anthozoa; Actiniaria; Actiniidae
Product: splicing factor 3B subunit 1
Biological process (GO): spliceosomal complex assembly
Molecular function (GO): mRNA binding
Source: RefSeq, a predicted model, not a curated record